Pollicipes pollicipes is the source of this 2684-nucleotide messenger RNA. Its product is annotated as protein shisa-4. The transcript is spliced from 6 exons. The record is from RefSeq and is a predicted model, not a curated record. Lineage: Eukaryota; Metazoa; Arthropoda; Thecostraca; Pollicipedomorpha; Pollicipedidae. The coding region runs from base 530 to 1093 and encodes 187 amino acids.
CAGACGGACCCGGACGGACUGGACAUCUAGUCCCGUCUAGUCCCGUCCGGUGCUGCAUGGUCCCAUCUUCUAUCUGGUCUCAUAAUCUGGUUCCAUCCAGUCCCGUCCAGACUUAUCCAGUUCGGUUUUGUACGGUCCCAUACCACGUCUGGGUUCAUAACGCUCCACCAAGCGCCGUCCGUUGCCGUCUGGUCCCAUUCCACUUCGUCUGAUUUACGUCGGCCGCGUCCGAUUGCGUCCGACAUCGUCUGAUCCCGUCCGGUUUGACUCUGUCCCUUCCGGAGCUCUUUUGAUCCCAUCCGGCCCGUCCGGUCCGUCUGGUUUCAUUUCGUGCUACCCGGCUCCAUCCUGUCCAGUUUAAUCACAGUCCGGUCUUGUUCGGCGGGGUCCAGUUCCGCCUGGUCACGUCCGGUCUCGUGUGGUCCUGCGCGGAACUAUUGAAAGUGACUCAUGGGAGGCACGAGACAGGAGCUACUUUUGCAGCUCAGGAGAAACACUACAGUGCUGCACAAAGUCAGAUUACAACACAAUGUCCCAGGAUCCUCUUGAUAAUGCAACGGUGCUGCUGGCACUGCACACCAUCACCGGCGGCCUUGUGCUGCUGGUGGCCGUCGGCAGUCUGGUCUGCUGCUACUUCUGCACGUGCUGCCCUGUCCACCGCUGGCUCAGGAGGCGGGGACGCGUCGUACGCACCAACAACGGCGCUCCUCUGGGUCCGGUGCGCUCGGCGCAGACGGCCGCACCGCCGCCGCCCGCUGCCGGCUACGAUAGCGGCUGUCGGGUGCAUCCGCCGCCGCCUGCACACGCGCACGACCCGGCCACCGCCCCGGGGGCACUGGUAGCGGCGGCCACAGGCUAUGCGCAAGGCAGUGGGUACCCUUCGGCGCCGGAGCUGGAGCCGAGGCCGGGGCCAGGGCCGGGACCUGGCUGGGCGCCCCACCUCCCGCCGCCGGCCGGCCCCGCGCCCUGGCAGAGCGGCUCCAACAUUCGCAUGGGACCCGCCGCCACCCUACCCCGGCACCGGGCAGUAGCACCUCAGUGGUGUUCCCAGGCAGCAGCAGGCGACGCGAGCUUGACCCGUCGUUGUCGUUGAGCUCAGAAGGGCUUUGGCAGCGUACAUCGGGUCACGGCAGGACGCCAGUGACGCUCCUCGGGCCGAUUUCGGUGUGGCUGUUACGGCGCACAGCUUCAGUGUCCAUCGGAGCCGAGCGCGGUGGGGUGGCUGUACCGGGGCUCCGGGAGUCGCCGUCCGUCGCUGUUAGGACCACGCCAGCGGGAGGACAUCGCCAGCCGGGCUGUUCAGAGCUCAGUGCGCUGACACAUCAUAUCAUCAUCACAGGGAGAGCAUCAUCCAGAACGCGUUCGCAGUGUUGGAUUUCUUGCGAAGCCCCAUAAUUUGUUCGGCUGCUUCGACGCCAAGGAAUGAAACUGAACGGAACAUGCAAAUUGAUUUUUCCGGUUGUCCGUAUCAUUGCAUAAUUGAGACAUAAUUGUCCGUAACAUUGCAUAAAUGUUUCACGUUUCAGCAGCAACACCGGUUUCAGUCACGUCGUGGCGUUUUCUUUGGUCUCAAAGAUCCAUUUAUGUUCGAUUCAUGAUGAUGGUAUUCGAUCGUAAUAUUGCUGAAUGCGGCCUCGAAAAUUUGUCAUGGUCCCAAUAUCACGUAAUCCGAGGCAUGAAACGCGCCCGUAAUAUCUGUGGUUUGUCCCAAGGUUGGGAAGGUGCUUAACCCCAGUUUAAAAUAACUUUGCAUGAUUAUCGAGCCGGUACGGCGUGUACUGUGUAUCACGACUAUUGUGCAUCAGUAGUCAACUGCUGGGAGGAUGGAGCAUCAAGCCGUGUCUGGCCCGGUGUGGGCCGUUCCAUUGGGUAACAACGCGCGACAGGCUAUGUACCACUUGAAAGGCUCGCCGUUGGAAGUGUAUCAGUGUCGUUUUCUAGUAAUCAUGUGGGUGCCGUUUUAACGUGCGACCUAUUUGACGUUCUCAGAGAAGCGAGCAGGGCAUACACACAGCUGACGAGGCUUGUCGGUUGUCUGACCACGCUGUCAUCACCGUGGACUGCGCAGUCCGGCCAAGCCAGUGUCGACCUUCUGUUACGUGUCUGCCUGUGACCAGCAGCGACUUUUAGCUGUCCCGUAAAAACAGGAUAUUCGUUGGCACCAAUUUGCUGCGGCUCUGCAGACAUUGCUGUGACUCACGGACAGUGAGCCAACGUUGCCGCUCUAGUCAUUUGUGUGUUCUGGAGGCACGGUAGGACGCAAUCAGCACCUUUAACCGUCUCCUGGCAUCAGUCAGGCACCAAUCAACAGUGGCGUACUGUGAAUGCGGCGGGCUGGUUCAGCUGCGUUCUUGGGCGUGGUGCAAUGGGGCUUCUCAUUAGGUGGUCGUGUGGCCUCCAUUAAGGAUGUGUAUUGCCGGCAUAUUAUUAUAUUUCGUUUCACGUGUUUGUCCCUACAUGGGUAGGAGACAUGUCAGGAUCUGUGAUCGGGGAUGGCUUUCAGUGCCAUCGGAUCGGCCACAGUUGGCUGGCUGUCUCUGUAUGAAAAAGACGAGAAGGAAAAGGUAUCGUUUUUUGAGUGCAUACUUAGUCUGUUGCUGACCAUGAUGACACUCAUCUGUUAUGUCGACGUGUACCGUUUGAUAGACACGUUUUGCUGGCUUUUUCCAGUAUUGGCUGCUGUU